Messenger RNA from Stegodyphus dumicola, 1566 nucleotides. RefSeq names its product bifunctional FAD diphosphatase/FAD synthase pseudogene. Lineage: Eukaryota; Metazoa; Arthropoda; Arachnida; Araneae; Eresidae. The record is from RefSeq and is a predicted model, not a curated record.
AUGGCGGCCAAAAACUCGCCAAAUUCAGCCAAGAGCCGGGUAUCCGAAAUGAGCCGAAAAUGUAUUUAUUUGAGAGACAUUACACACAGUAUUACAUUAAAUCGUUGCAGUAAUGCUUUGACAAAGGUAACGGCUGGCGUUUUGAUUAUUGGUGAUGAAAUAUUAAAAGGACAAAUUGAUGACCUGAAUUCGUCUUUUCUUAUUAAAAAUCUUAAUCUCUCAGGGAUAAAGAUUCAAAAAUUGGCGAUUGUACCUGAUGACGUUCGUAUUAUUUCAAAAGAAGUAUCCGACUUGUCGAAAAAUUGUACUGUUGUUCUUACAAGUGGUGGAAUUGGACCGACUCACGAUGAUGUGGCUUUUGAAGCUGUUUCCAUAGCUUGUAAUGAGGAACUACAAGUAAACGAAUAUUUGUCAAAUUUGUUUAUGAACUAUUUUGGAGUUCAAGAUAAUGAUAAUCCUGCAGUGUUGAAAUUUGCAUCUAUUCCGAAAUCAGCCUCCUUAAAUUUCGGCAGCAGUAAUUUUGCUGGUAGGAAAAUUAUGUUUCCAUUAAUAUCUGUUAAGAAUAUAUAUAUGUUUCCUGGAGUUCCUAUACUACUACAGAAAGGUUUUGAAAUUUUCAAAAGUAGUUUUCUGCUGCAAAACUCACCUCAUUUUGAUAAGACAAUUCAUAUAAUACUGGAUGAGUUUUCUGUCACUCCUCUUUUAAAUGAAGCAGUGCAAGAAUUCAAAGGUAAAGUUAAGUUUGGGUCAUAUCCUGUAUUUAGUAAUAAUUAUUACAAAGUAAAACUUACCCUUGAGAGUUUAAACGCAACCUCUAUUCAAGAAGCAUAUAACUAUUUUAAAAGUAAAUUACCACCUGGAAGCAUAGUGGAUUUAAAAGAUGAUGUGUUAAAAGCAGCAAAAGAUGAUGUAUAUGCCCUGAGUGAACAUUUUCCUGCAGUAUCAUCAGCACUGGCUGUGAUUGAAGAAAUGCUGAAGUCAUAUUCUUUAUCAAAUAUAUGUAUAUGUUUCAAUGGUGGAAAAGACUGCACUGCAUUAUUGCAUUUACUGUAUUCUUCUGUACAGAAAUUAUGUCCAAAUGAGUGGAAUCAUGUUCGGGGUUUAUAUGUUCGAAAUGGUGAAACUUUCCGAGAACUUGAAAAUUUUGUACAGGAAAUAAUCACAAAGUAUCAGUUGAAUUUAACUAUAAUAGAAGGUGAUAUGAAGGAGACUAUUUCACAAUAUUUAAAAUCACAUCCUCACAUAAAAGCUGUAAUUAUGGGUACAAGGAGAUGUGAUCCAGAUGCAACAGAAUUAAAAUAUUUUUCCCAAACUGAUUCAAAAUGGCCACCUGUGUUGAAAAUUUUACCUCUUCUAGAUUGGUCAUACAAUGAUGUUUGGUCUUUUAUUCGUAAUUUACAGUUGCCAUAUUGUGUUCUAUACGAUCGUGGUUAUACUUCUCUUGGAAUCAAAUCAACAAGUUGGCCAAAUCCAGCCUUGCUAAUAGAUAAAUGGGAAGGCUAUGAAAAGUAUAAACCUGCUUAUACUUUAACAGAUAUAAAGGAAGGAAGAAGUGAAAAGUCUUAA